AAUUUGUUGAACCAGUACCCUAUUUUCUUCUUACUUGUGUUGUCUAGCUCUGUAAGUCCAAAGUUUUGAUUUUUCUUAAAAUUUGUUACUAAAACUUGUUAUUGUUUUAACUUUACUCAACUUCUUUUGAUGUUUUACCGGAUAUAGAAAGUUAACAACCCAUUUAUUCUCUAGAUAUCUACCAUUCAUCUUCUUGAAAAAGGGUGUCCAUAUCUUGGAUUUUCUUAAGCCUUUUUUGUGUUCUUGUGAUCUUUGCCAGAAAACCCAAUUUCAGGUAACUUAUUGUUAGGAUUGGUGAAAAAAAGAGGUUAGAAUAUGGUGAGUAAUGUGACUACCCCUAGGAAAUCUAUACACAGAGUGUUGGAGAGAGUUGGGGUUUAUGGGUUUGUUGGUGGUAGCAGCCAGAAGAGAUUAAAGUGUGAUUUUCAAGAUGAAGAAUAUGACACCAUGGAAAUGGUGCAGAUUGGUGCUGAAAGGACUAGAAAUGUGCUUAUUUUGAUGAGUGAUACUGGUGGUGGACAUAGGGCUUCAGCUGAGGCAAUUCGAGAUGCUUUCAAGUUAGAAUUUGGGGAUGAAUAUAGAAUUUUUGUGAAGGAUGUCUGGAAGGAAUACACUGGCUGGCCAUUGAACAACAUGGAGCAACAAUACAAGUUCAUGGUUAAACAUGUUGGCCUUUGGAGUGUUGCAUUUCAUGGCACGUCGCCUCGUUGGAUACACUCUGUCUAUCUUGCUGCUAUUGCCGCCUUCUAUGCUAAAGAGGUAGAAGCUGGCCUGAUGGAGUACAAGCCAGACAUAAUCAUUAGUGUUCAUCCUCUCAUGCAACACAUUCCUCUAUGGGUUCUUAAAUGGCAAGGCCUACAGAAAAAAGUUAUUUUCGUAACCGUCAUUACGGAUCUCAACACUUGCCACCGGACAUGGUUUCAUCCAGGAGUCAAUCGUUUGUACUGCCCCUCUGAGGAGGUAGCAAAGAGGGCAUCACUAGAUCGCUUGGAAGGAUCUCAAAUACGUGUUUUUGGGUUGCCCAUCCGGCCUUCGUUUUGCCGGGCAGUUCUUUCCAAGGAUGACCUUAGAGUAGAACUUGAGAUGGAUCCCACAUUGCCAGCGGUUUUGCUGAUGGGUGGUGGUGAAGGGAUGGGUCCUGUGAAGAAAACUGCAAAGGCUCUUGGAGAAGCACUCUUCGAUAAGGAACUUGGCAAACCUAUCGGUCAAAUGAUUGUCAUAUGUGGACGCAAUGAAGCCUUAGCAUCCACAUUACGAUCACUUGAAUGGAACAUCCCCGUUCAGAUCAAGGGAUUUCAGAAACAGAUGGAAAAGUGGAUGGGCGCUUGUGAUUGUAUUAUCACAAAGGCUGGACCUGGUACAAUUGCAGAAGCAUUAAUCAGAGGUCUUCCCAUUAUUCUGAACGACUACAUCCCCGGACAAGAGAAGGGAAAUGUUCCGUUUGUAGUUGACAAUGGAGCUGGCGUUUUCACACGACGCCCCAAGGAAACAGCUCGGAUUGUUGCAGAAUGGUUUACCACCAAAAGCGACGAACUUAAAAGGAAGUCAGAGAACGCGCUGAAACUUGCACAACCUAAUGCUGUCUUUGAUAUUGUGAAGGACAUACAUGAACUUGCAUGCCAGAGAGGUCCUCUUGCCAACAUUCCUUACAUAUUGACAUCUUCAUUUUCAAGCCUAAUUUAGCAUAAUAGAUUGAAGUUGGUUUGUUGUUAGUUGCAUAUUAUGUAGACAAGAAUAGGUUUCAAUUGAUCAGUCUCAUUCUUUGGCCACAAAGGCUUUGGUGCUAUUCUUUUAGCUAGUCAAGUUGUGAUCCUUUGUUAAAAAUAUAAGAAAAAGUGAAGGUGCAUUUUCCUUGGAGUUUAGUGUGGAAAUAGAGUAGUAUGAUUAUGGUUUUUGACUCUA
This is a messenger RNA of Solanum verrucosum, 1902 nucleotides long. Its product is annotated as monogalactosyldiacylglycerol synthase 2, chloroplastic-like. Lineage: Eukaryota; Viridiplantae; Streptophyta; Magnoliopsida; Solanales; Solanaceae. The transcript has 9 exons. Gene Ontology annotation, biological process: glycolipid biosynthetic process. The record is from RefSeq and is a predicted model, not a curated record. Bases 316 to 1683 code for a protein of 455 amino acids. Gene Ontology annotation, molecular function: hexosyltransferase activity.